Molecule: messenger RNA, 4013 nt
Organism: Pantherophis guttatus
Lineage: Eukaryota; Metazoa; Chordata; Lepidosauria; Squamata; Colubridae
Source: RefSeq, a predicted model, not a curated record
CAUGGAAGCUCCUGUGAUUGAGGAACGUGGCUCUCCUCCAUCAGUUCUCAGCUGGCCGUUCAGGGCCUUUCAGGAAUUGGGUCCUGCUGAAGCUGGUACUGGGACCACCGAGCAGCCCUUUUUAUGGAUGCCAAACAGUUGGGGCCACCUGAGCUGCUCUUGUCAGCUAGAGAGGCACCCUCCAUCAGCCAGCUGUUCCCACCUUCAGCCAGAUUACCUGCCAGCCAGGAAGAAGGGUGAAAAUUGGAAGAAUUUGCCAAAGAACCAAAUUAUUUCAGGGGCUGCAGAGUGUUCUGAGCCUUGUGAAUGGCAUCUGGGGAGAUCCUGAGGUCAGUUGCUUAACAGAGCAGGGCCUCUAAGAAGGAAAAGCCACUGGGAGAAGGGCUGUGUGAGACAUCACCGAGUAUCUCUCGAUAGGUGAAUGUUGGAUGGGUGUUUCUUGGUUUAUGAGCCCAGAAUGACUUCCUUCCAUAGGGAAGGCCUGCGGUGCAGCUGAACUGGCCUUCGCCUCCCCUCCCCUCUCCUGGGAUUUACAGUUUCUUAUUGCUAUAAAGUCUGUCCUGGUUUGUCAGAGCUGUUGGACAUCCAUGAAUGGCCUUAAAUAACCAGCUGGACAGGAAAUGCCUCUUGGUGCUACUCCUUGGCGUUGGCAGGAGGGAAUGGCCAACGGUGCCCUUCUCUCAGAUCCCUGCUUCCCCCUAGCUGGGAUGCCAAGGGGGGCUGCUGCAGGUGUUGAGAGGUUGCUUUUCAGAAAAACCUGGUGUGUGUGUGUGUGUGUGUGUUUCAAGCAUUCUGUUCUUGAGGUGAACGGGAGGAAACAACAACUUGGCCCUGGCAGACUCCUCCAGGGUGCCUGCAGCCAAGAGAAAUGCUCUGCCCACAACUCAGAUGCUUGCAUGUUGAACAGCUGACUGGGAAGAGACUCGGGGAGCCAUUGCAAAGUCCGUGACUUGAAGCACAGGCUCACAACAAUGCUUGAAUUACUCUCCAGAAUCAGGAACUUCUCCUUCCUGACUUGUGUAAGGCUCCAAGGGGAAAAAGCGCUUCAUUUCCACAGCGUUUCUCUUGGCUGUGACAAAACGGUGAGUCAGAAGAGGUUCCACCUUCAGCUGAGGAUUUCUGUUUUGCCAGCAGCUCCACAAAGGUGUGCAAAACCAGCUGACAGACGAAGAUUGAGGGCCACCUUGGCAGCCACAGAAACGCUGGACCGGCAGCUGCAGCGUCCCAGAGUGGAGAGCUGAAGACAGGAGGAACAUGGAGAACACAGGAGGAAGAGUCUUUGGUGGGAAGCGGAGCAACUUUCCCGGUGGCCCCCAUCGUCUCCCGGUGGUGCAGAAGCUGGUGGAGUCCUGCGCUCAACUGCAGGAGGAGAAGCUGCAGCUGCAGCAACAGUUAUUGCUGCUGCAGGAGAAAGUUGCCGUGCGAGAGAGCAGCCCCGUCCCUCAGGCUGCGCAGCUGCAGAACAAGACAGAAAGCCUGAAGGACAGACUCCCAAAGCCAGCUCAAGAGAUGAAUAGGCUUCAUUCCACGCUGGGUGGGACGGACCUGGAGAAGCAUAGAGACCUCUUGCUUGCAGAAAAUGUGCACUUAAAGCAGGAGUUAAAGCUGUGUGAGGCCCAGCUGCAGGAGCUGAGGAAGCAUUCGGUCAGAUGCACCAACUGUGCACACAGCCAGGAGAACGUCAAGUUGCAGGAGAAGCUGGCACAAGUGAAGCAGGAAGCGGAAGACGUGAAAGGACGCCUUUCGGAGUUGGACCUGGAGGUGGAGCAGAAGACCAACCGUCUGGCGGAGGUAGAGCUGCGGCUGAAGGACUCCUUGGCAGAGAGGGCCGAGGAGGAGGAGCGUCUGAGCCGGAGACUGCGGGACAGCCAGGAAGUGAUAGCAAGCCUCAAGGCCCAGCCUCAUCAGGUCAAGUAUGUCGUCAAAACGAUGGAAGUUGAAUCCUCCAAGACCAAGCAGGCCCUCAGCGAAGCCCAAUCACGGAACCAGUACUUACAGGACCAGGUUGGGAUGCAGAGGCAGGUGCUGAAGGAGAUGGAGCAGCAGCUACAGAGCUCCCAGAAGGUGGCGGCUCAGCUCAGGGCCCAGGUGACGAUGUACGAAUCCGAGCUAGAGCAGUCCCGGGAGCAGAUGCUGGAGGAGAUGCAGAACAUGGAGGAGGACAAGAACCGAGCCAUUGAGGAAGCUUUUGCUCAAGCACAACUAGAAAUGAAAGCAGUUCAUGAAAAUCUGGCAGGCGUGCGGGCCAAUCUGCUCACGCUCCAGCCGGCGCUUCGUACUCUCACUAGUGACUACAACAGCUUGAAGCGCCAGGUCAAAGAGUUCCCUCUUCUGCUGCAAGAGGCUUUGCAGAGCGCCAGGGCUGAGAUUGGCCAAGCCAUUGAAGAAGUGAGCAGCACCAACCAGGAGCUGCUGAGAAAAUACCGAAAGGAGCUGCAACUCCGCAAGAAAUGUCACAACGAGCUGGUGCGAUUGAAAGGCAAUAUCCGAGUGUUUGGCCGUGUUAGGCCAAUACAAGCAGAGGAUGGUGAGGGGCCAGAAGUUGUGGGCGCAGUCACCUUUGACCCUGAUGAUGACGCCAUCCUGCAUCUGAUGCACAAAGGGAAGCUGGUAUCUUUUGAACUGGACAAAGUUUUCCGUCCAGAAGCAACACAAGAAGACGUCUUCCGAGAAGUUCAGGCGCUGAUCACAUCAUGCAUUGAUGGUUACAACGUUUGUAUUUUUGCCUAUGGACAAACGGGGGCUGGCAAGACGUACACCAUGGAGGGCAGCCCGGAAAACCCCGGGAUUAACCAGCGGGCUCUGCGGCUUCUCUUCUCCGAGGUUCAGUCCAAGGCCCCCGACUGGAAUUACAGCAUCACUGUCAGCGUGGCUGAAAUCUAUAACGAGGCUCUCAGAGACCUGCUUGGAAAGGAGCCCCAGGAAAAGCUGGAGAUCAGACUCUGCCCAGAUGGCAGCGGGCAGCUUUAUGUUCCAGGCUUGACUGAGUUCCCUGUCCACAGUGUGGAAGACAUCAACCAGGUCUUUGAAUUUGGUCAUAUCAACCGAGCAACGGAGUGCACCUACCUGAACGAACACAGCUCCAGGUCUCAUGCCCUCCUCAUGAUCACAGUGAGGGGAACCGAUUGCAGCACCGGAAUAAAAACCACAGGGAAGCUGAAUUUAGUAGACCUGGCAGGAUCUGAGCGUGUGGGUAGAUCUGGUGCUGAAGGGAGCAGGUUGCGUGAAGCUCAAUACAUCAACAAGUCGCUUUCGGCUUUGGGAGACGUGAUCUAUGCGCUGCGUUCCCGCCAGUCCCAUGUGCCAUUUCGGAACUCCAAGCUGACCUACCUCCUCCAGGAUUCUCUCAGUGGUGAAAGCAAGACCCUCAUGAUGGUCCAGGUUUCUCCGGUUGAGAAGAAUACAAGCGAGACGCUCUGCUCCCUCAAGUUUGCUGAGAGGGUUCGCUCUGUGGAACUGGGUCCUGGCACUCGGAGGGCAGAUACGGGCUCCUGGACCAGCCAGGAGCACUUAGAGCCACAGUUCUGUUUUCCUGUGGCUGCUUGUCUCCAGGUGGAGCCCUCCGCCGCCCUUCAGCCCUGCAUCCGAACCCAGCCUUCUCCUCGAACGGGGCGAUCGAGCUCACUUCGGGCAAAGCCCCCGAGUGCAGCCUGGAAUUAAGAGAAGCUCUGUUUGCCUCCAGGGAAACCGAGGCCAAUUCCUCUCUGAAAACUGGCCGAUGUCAGGAAAAGCUGUUUUCAACGGGGACUUUGGGAAACCAUGCCGGCUUUUCUAAACGUGCACCCUGGACUGGGACUACAGCACAGGGUUUGGAUCGGUCAUCCCCAUCCACUGCUGGCAGUGGAGCCGGGUGCUUGGAACCAGACAGACUUCAGGGAAGGGUCACUUCCUGAUCAACAGAUUUUUAACACAUUUCUUUUAAAAGAGAGCAGAGGCGGUGAACACAGACUUUGCUUUUAUGUACCCUUUCCCUUUCAUUUUUAUUUGAAUAAAAAUGUUGCACCCAGUCGGAA